Messenger RNA from Protopterus annectens (West African lungfish), 2894 nucleotides. It is a transcript of the gene SLC2A1, whose product is annotated as solute carrier family 2 member 1. The transcript is spliced from 10 exons. The coding region runs from base 337 to 1818 and encodes 493 amino acids. Gene Ontology annotation, biological process: response to insulin; monosaccharide transmembrane transport. The record is from RefSeq and is a predicted model, not a curated record. Lineage: Eukaryota; Metazoa; Chordata; Ceratodontiformes; Protopteridae. Gene Ontology annotation, molecular function: hexose transmembrane transporter activity. Gene Ontology annotation, cellular component: apical plasma membrane; basolateral plasma membrane.
CUUUCUCUGGGGGUGCCCUUGCCUUGGAGACGUAAACCAGGUGCCCACCCUCUCCCACACCCCCAAUACGUCACCAAGCCGAUGCAGUAGCCACAAGAGCUCGCCGGUUGCAGCGCAUUUCGUCUGGUUACGCAGGUUUGUUAUUGCGCCAGAGUACCCAAUAAGUACCAAAAUAUACCCGAUCCGGACUGUGCGGAGCAGCACCGUGGUCAGUUAGCCACUUAACAAGGAUUGGGAGGGUUUCAGUCCCCAGUGAUACGACGAAUUGGGCGCUAAUUUAUAAAGUGGGUCGUUUCCGGAUUGUAAAGUUUUACCGGUUUCCUGAAUCCCCAAAAAAUGGAAUCCGGAGGCAAGCAAAUAACAGCACAGCUAAUAUUUUGUGUGUCUGUGGCAGUAAUCGGGUCUGUGCAGUUUGGAUAUAACACAGGUGUCAUCAAUGCACCCCAGACGGUGAUUGAAAGCUUUUUGAAUCAAACAUGGUAUCGACGUUAUGAACAGUAUAUCAGCAGUUCAACUCUUACAACACUAUGGUCUCUUGCAGUUUCCAUUUUCUCUGUGGGAGGCAUGAUCGGAUCAUUCUCUGUGGGCUUGUUUGUCAACCGGUUUGGCAGACGGAACUCCAUGCUUUUCGUCAACAUCCUUGCUUUCAUAGCUUCUGCUUUGAUGGGACUUUCAAAGAUAGCUAAUUCCUUUGAAAUGCUGAUAAUUGGAAGAUUUAUCAUUGGCCUUUAUUCUGGGCUUUCCACUGGAUUUGUGCCAAUGUAUGUAGGUGAGGUGUCACCGACUGCUCUCCGCGGUGCUUUAGGAACACUUCAUCAGCUUGGAGUUGUUAUUGGUAUUCUCAUCGCACAGAUAUUUGGCAUUGAUUCUUUAAUGGGCACUCCUGAUCUCUGGCCAGUACUCCUUGGCUUCCCAUUCAUUCCUGCAAUAAUCCAGUGUGUUGCCCUGAAAUUCUGCCCUGAGAGCCCAAGGUUUCUGCUGAUUAAUCGAAAUGAGGAAAAUAAGGCAAAGAGUGUUUUGAAGAAACUUCGUGGUACAACAGAUGUCACUAGUGACCUCCAGGAAAUGAAGGAAGAAAGUCGUCAAAUGAUGCGAGAAAAGAAAGUCACUAUCCUUGAGCUGUUCCGCUCCCCUCUGUAUCGUCAACCCAUUAUCAUCGCUAUUGUGCUACAGCUGUCCCAACAGCUGUCAGGAAUCAAUGCAGUAUUUUAUUACUCCACUAGUAUUUUUAUUAAGGCUGGCGUGCAGCAGCCCGUUUAUGCCACUAUUGGUGCUGGAGUGGUGAAUACAGCGUUCACAGUAGUAUCGUUGUUUGUGGUGGAACGUGCUGGUCGCAGAACUUUACACCUUCUUGGUCUUGGUGGAAUGGCAGCCUGUGCUGUCCUGAUGACUGUUGCCCUUAAAUUGCUGGAAACUGCCCCAUGGAUGUCUUAUGUUAGUAUUAUUGCCAUCUUUGGUUUUGUGGCAUUCUUUGAAAUUGGACCAGGUCCUAUCCCAUGGUUUAUUGUUGCUGAGCUCUUCAGUCAAGGUCCUCGCCCAGCUGCCAUUGCUGUUGCUGGUUUGUCAAACUGGACAUCAAAUUUCAUUGUGGGAAUGGGUUUCCAAUAUGUUGAGCAACUAUGUGGGGCAUACGUCUUCAUCAUCUUUACAGUUUUAUUGGUCAUAUUCUUAAUUUUUACCUACUUCAAAGUACCAGAGACCAAAGGAAGGACCUUCGAUGAAAUUGCCAAAGGUUUUCGUCAGGGUGGUGGCAGUGGUGAGGCUGUUUCAGAGAAGCAUGAAGAACUUAGAAGCCUUGAUGCCAACUCUCAAGUUUAGAAACAUUUACAUAGACGUUACACUUUGUUUUACAGUUUAUUUACCUGUUUGUUUUUUAAAGACUGAGAACUUUGUGUGUCUUUGUGUGUUUUGUCUGCCCACACUACUGAAGAGUCAGUAACAUUUCCAGAUGAGUGUCAUAGGGAUGAAUCCACAUUUUAAAAGGCUGGUGCCUAAGGUGUCAUCACAACUGCCAUUUUAUAGUGUGUUUAUGUAUGUGCGUGUGUUUGUGAUUGUGGAGGCGGGUAUUAAAAGAUGUUAUAAUAAAGGACAGGGUUUGCACGAUCAGCAUAUUCGUGUAAAAGUUGCAGAAUUGCACUCUCAUUACAUGCGGUUUAAAUCAUUUUUACCAUUUGUGCCUCUUGCUUUAUGUGGUCAGUGCUGCUGCUACUGCUGUGUGCAAAGUACAUGUCACGCUUGUCCCAAAAAACGUGCACUGAUAAACGUUUGUAGUAGGAAGUGGUAAAGGGGACUUUAUGUUUAUAAAAUAAUUUAUGUGCUGCUUGAUUAUAUUCAGAAUGCAUACACAGAACUACUGUAAAGAAAAUUCUGCAUUCUAAUCAUGUAAAAGAAAGCACAGGUGUAUUUUCAGGAUGGCAGUGGAGUUAGCUGCAUGAGCUUAUUAACUGUGUCUCUUUGUGUCAUUGUACUUAUCAAGCAUGAUCAUUUUUUAACAGUAUCAGACUAUCUCCAUAUUGGAGACCUUACAGCUGAAGAAGUCACUUGGGAGGUAUACAUUUGCAUUAUAAAUAGUUUCAUGCCACUGUCUGAAAUACAAAAAAACUUAAUUGUAACUGCGCAUAUGUAACAUGAGAGGUGUGAGGGAUUCAAUCUGUCCUGCAGCUUGUGGGUUUUGGAAAUUCAUUUUUGUCUUAUAUCUUCACCUAUGAAGUUUCCCAGCAUUUGAUAUAAUGUGGUGAUUACCGUUAUGUUAAUACAUAUUUCAGUAGCUAGCUGAAGGUCUGGAAUCAGUGCAUGGACACCAUAAGGGUAUUUGCAUCAUCUCCUAUACAUAACCAGGAAAAUUUCUUAGAUGUCCAUGAUAUCCUCGUAAUGAUCUGAGGGGAAAAAAGAAA